Molecule: messenger RNA, 735 nt
Organism: Scomber japonicus (chub mackerel)
Lineage: Eukaryota; Metazoa; Chordata; Actinopteri; Scombriformes; Scombridae
Product: B-cell receptor CD22-like
Exons: 4
Coding region: 1-735 (244 amino acids)
Source: RefSeq, a predicted model, not a curated record
AUGCCCAUUGUCUGGUUCAGAGAUGGACAACCAGUAACAAAGUCAGUCUUCCGGGCCAGCAGAGAGGAUGCUGGGUGGUACCACUGCGCUUUACAAGGACAGGAGACAAUCAGAUCUGCCUCUGUGGUUCUGAAUGUUCAAUAUGCCCCCAGUAAUGUAAGAUUGUCAGUGAGUCCAUCAAGAGAGGUUGUCAAUGGAAGCUCAGUGACUUUCAGCUGCAGCAGUGAUGCCAACCCACCAUUGGCACAGAGUAGAUACAGCCUGUUCAGGGACGGACAGUUCGUCAGUUCAGGGCAAAGUCACACCAUCGCUGUCAUCCAGCCCAGCCACAGCGGACGCUACUACUGUCAGGCCUGGAAUAAUAUCACCCGGGGGCGCGCCAAAUUGAUUAACUCUGACGUGGUUAACCUUGAUGUCCAGUACCUUCCAAUGAACAUAACAGUUUCAAUGGAUCCAGCAAAUGUUAUGGAGGGCAGCAGUGUGAAUCUGACGUGCAGCAGUGUUGCUAACCCUGCAGCUGAUAGCUAUACCUGGUACAAGAGAACAGAUUCUCCCACCUCCAGCUCUUCUCCCAGCUCCAGCUCCCAGCUGCUGCAGGUGGGCUCAGGACAGGUGCUGUCUAUUCCCUCUGUGGAAACAUCCCACACCGGACUCUACCUCUGCCAGGCCAGGAACAGUCUGGGGGAGAACAACGCCCCGGAGGUGCUGCUGACAGUGGGAAAGGACAAUGGCUGA